Struthio camelus australis is the source of this 3202-nucleotide messenger RNA. RefSeq names its product cytochrome P450 2D6. The record is from RefSeq and is a predicted model, not a curated record. Gene Ontology annotation, biological process: xenobiotic metabolic process; arachidonate metabolic process. Gene Ontology annotation, molecular function: iron ion binding; heme binding; oxidoreductase activity, acting on paired donors, with incorporation or reduction of molecular oxygen, reduced flavin or flavoprotein as one donor, and incorporation of one atom of oxygen. Gene Ontology annotation, cellular component: intracellular membrane-bounded organelle; cytoplasm. NCBI's taxonomy places the organism in Eukaryota, Metazoa, Chordata, Aves, Struthioniformes, Struthionidae.
AAGGGAGCAGAAAGACAGAAGGAACAGGGUGGGAAAGGGAGAGAAAGCAAGGAAAAGAAGACAGCUACUUGGGGAAAGGAGUGAAAGAAAGAAGGAAGCUGAGGAGAGAGUGAGAGGCAGAAACAGUCCUUGGUCAAAAAGGGAAGACCAAGGAGUAGAAGGGCUAGGAAAUGGCGUUGCUCCUGUGGCUGGGGUCCCAGCUGUCAACCUGCUGGAACAACAUCUCCAUCCUGGGAGUUUUCCUCACAGUCUUCACUUUGGUUCUUGAUUUCAUGAAGCGCAGGAAGAAGUGGAGCCACUAUCCCCCGGGCCCGACCUCCCUGCCCUUCAUUGGGACCAUGCUGCACAUCAAUUUCCGCAGCCCGCACCUCUCCUUCAACCAGCUUAGUAAGAAGUUCGGAAACAUCUUUUGUCUCCAGAACUGCUGGACCAACGUGGUAGUGCUGAAUGGGUAUAAAACAGUGAAGGAUGCGCUGGUCCACAGAUCAGAGGAUUUUGCUGACAGGCCAUACUUUUCAAUAUAUGAGCAUGUGGGCUAUGGCACUAAAUCUGAAGGGAUUGUUAUGGCAAGAUAUGGGCAUGUCUGGAAGGAGCUAAGGAAAUUCACGCUCACUACCUUGAGGAACUUUGGGAUGGGAAAGAAACCCUUGGAGGAGCGAGUGACCGAGGAAGCAGCAUAUCUGUGCUCUGCAAUCCGUUCUGAAGAAGGUCAUCCUUUUGAUCCACUUCUUCCUAUAAAUAAUGCAGUCUGCAACGUUAUCUGCACCACCAUCUAUGGAGAACGUUUUGCCUACGGUGAUGAGAUGUUCAAGAAGCUGCGACAUUUGCUUGAAAACUCCAUAAGUGCAGAAGUUGGAUUCCUGCCUGAGCUUCUUAACGUGGUGCCUAUUUUGUUGCGCAUCCCUGGAGUGCCGCAGAAAGUCUUUCAAGGGCAAAAGAAGCUCAUGGACUUCAUAGACGUUCUCAUAAAUAAGCACAGGGAGACCUGGAACCCUGCUUACACCCGAGAUUUCACUGAUGUGUUUUUAAAGGAAAUGGAGAAGGGUAAGGGGGCUGAAGAGGAAGGUUUCAAUCACAACAACCUUCGCCUGGUUACAUCAGACUUGUUUGUAGCUGGUUCUGAGACCACCUCCAUCACCCUCCGGUGGGCGCUUCUGUACAUGCUUCUCUACCCAGAAAUACAGAGUAAGGUCCAAGCGGAGAUUGAUAAGGUGCUUGGCAGAGAGAGAUCACCCACAAUGGAGGACCAAGUGAGCAUGCCCUACACCAAUGCUGUGAUCCAUGAAGUACAACGUUGUGGGGAUAUUGUUCCUACUGGACUACGUCAUAUGACACUCCGGGACACUGAGAUUCAAGGCUUCUUCAUUCCCAAGGGGACGACAAUCAUCACCAACUUGUCUUCUGUGCUGAAGGAUGAGACAAUGUGGGAGAAGCCAAACCAAUUUUACCCCGAGCAUUUCCUGGAUGUGAACGGGCGGUUUGUGAAACGAGAGGCCUUCAUGCCUUUCUCAGCAGGUCGCCGCAUUUGCCUGGGGGAACAGCUGGCGAGGAUGGAGCUCUUUAUUUUCUUUACCACUCUCCUGCAGAAAUUCACCUUUGUACUCCCUGAGAAUCAGCCCAGGCCACGGGAGGACGGUUACUUUGCCUUCACGUGCGCCCCGUACCCCUACCAGGUGCGAGCUGUCCCAAGAUAAGUGCACAUUGUUCUCCUUGCACCCAAAGAACACCACAAUACACAAAUCAAGCUAGUUUAGAGAAACACAUGUCAGAAAUGUUGUAGGUCUCACUGAGUCUGUGUAUAGGCUGGAACACAGUAGGUUCUGCUCAUCUCAAGUCUGUCCUCAGCUGUGUAGAGCAAAGGUCUGGCCCAGCUAAACCCUAUAGUUUAGCUUAAUCCUAGUCCAGGAUCUUGAAUCACACAGCCAAAGCAAGUUACAAAUAAUGAUCAUAUUAGCAAAUACACUUAAACUGAAUCAGUCAGUUCUGCUGUAGUUUGGCUGGGCUUUGUCACUGGCUGCAGAAAGAGGCUCACUGAGUGCACAGCUACUGAACAAAUCUUACUCCUGAAUUACUGUUUACUGAAAUACAAGGAUAUCUCAGGUAAAAGACAAUCCCUGGAUCUUGCUCAUUUUAUGAGCAAAAAAGUUGGAAAAAACUGUGAGAUACUCUGGUCCGACUCCUUUGUCUGCCCCGCCGCACAUACAGCCACUCUUGGCCUUCCUUGCCAUGCGGGCCAGGGCAGUGCGCGUCUCUGCGUGUCCUUCCUCCUGGUGCCCAGGGGAGUCCAGCUCUGCCUUAGUUCCUGCAAAAACAGUUCACUCACUGCCAGACACUGGUUUUCGCAUGUACUAUCUGUGGGCAGGGCAAGAGCGUCAGCUCUGACAAGGUGACAUUUAAAUACAAAGCAAUGCAUGUUUUCAGGGUGGUGCUCCUGCAAAAGCGUACCAUUCGAGAAAUAUGUAAGCUCUUCACUACUUCCUGCUAUCGCAUACUUUGCCUUCGUUUAUAGCCCCAAAGAAAGUAAAUUUUAUUCCAGAGAAAUGCCUGACAACCGCUACAUUAUACUAAGUCUCUGAUAGGGGUAAAUACAAAAAAAAGUGUCCGUAAAUUAUCAGCAUGAUGUUUCAGACACAUAAGCAGGUAAUUUGUGAAAUAAUACUAGAUUUUCUGCAUAUAUCUUUAAAGAGGAAUCCUGGUGUUUAGAUUUACUCUCUCCUAUCUAAUGAAAACUGAAAACUGCUUUUUUCAGUGUUACAUAAACUGAGCUCUUGGGCAGCACCUUUGGUACUCAAGAAAGGAUGGAGAUAAGCUGCUGUUUGAAGUAGUACAGCUGUAGGUUUCAGAGGUAGCUUUCUCAUUUUUCCUGCAAUAUUGCUGACAAAUUGUCUUGCAAGGUGUUAAGGAGAUCAGAUAUGUUGAUGUUUAGAUAAGUAGAAACUAAAUUUUAACCAUGUGAUUGAAAAGACUCCAGCACAAAGGAGCUCAUAGGCACUGUCACAACUAAAAAAAAACUGAGUGCAUGUAUGUGCACACACUCACAUAUAUCUUUCUAAUAGUAAACGUUAGAAGCUAUGAAGGCUAUUGAAUUAUGCAAAUAAUUGUUAAUAACUUUUGGUAUGAUUUUAAUGUCAGCAGAAAUUGCACAUUUAUGCUUUUCACCCACAAAAUAAUCCAAAAGAAUAAAAGUGAUCUGAAAAGUCUG